Caenorhabditis sp. 36 PRJEB53466 is the source of this 1026-nucleotide messenger RNA. Lineage: Eukaryota; Metazoa; Nematoda; Chromadorea; Rhabditida; Rhabditidae. The record is from the annotation of a GenBank genome assembly.
AUGAGUGAGGCCAUUGUUGUGCUCGCGAGUCAGUCGCCGAAUCGGCUCAAGCUGCUGCAGCAGAUUGUGAGAGAAUCUGAAAAUGUGAAAUUCGUUUAUUUUCGAUCUUCAGGGACUCAAAAAUGUGAUCGUAAAGGUGUCGAAUUUCGAAGAGAAUCUACCGAAGACACUGCCGGUCAAACAAUUUGUCGUUGAGACCGCAAAGGGAAAGUUGGCGACGAUUGUGGAGGAAAUGAAAAAGAAAGAGGCAGGAAGCGCGGCUAACGGAAAGUCGAUGACAAUUUUCAAUAUUUAGGAGCCGUACUCUGUGAUCGUGGCCUGCGAUACUGUCAUUGAGUUCAACGGAGAAAUAAUCGGAAAACCGACAGAUGCGAAUGACGCAGUUGAGACCUUGAAGCGGUCCGUAGUCAAAUUAUUCGAGCCCAUUAAGUUCUUGCAGACUCCGCAACAAUACGCACAACGUCUACACCGGAAUGGCUCUUCACUAUCGGGACGCCGAUAAAUACGAAGAGCUCGUCGAGAAGACGAUCGUACAUUUCGGAGACAUUCCCGACAGAGUCAUUCAGCAAUACGUAGACAGCGGAGAGCCGCUGUGAGUCAAAUUGUCGAACCAAAAGAAACGAAAAGAAAACUGCCAAUUUCGUAUCAAGCCCUUGUAUCUUCAUCUUUCUAGCCUUGCUUUCAUUUUUGUGACGUCACAUCAACCAGCUGUUCCUAUCUUCUCGCAAGCAAAAGGGCGUUUUCUUCACUUUUCGGCAUCAACAAUCAAUUAAAAAGCUUAAGAAGACGUUAAAUUUUAGUGUUGCGGCAGCAUGACCUAACAUUUACGCUAGCAAAUUCUAGGCCGCCUUAUUCACUAAUUUACUGACCGAGUAUAUCGAAAAUUGUAGGAAGAAGGCCGGAUCGUACGGAAUCGGCGAGUUCGGCGCCGUCUUCGUUCGCGGGAUCGAAGGAUGUAUGCCGAACGUGGUGGGAUUGCCGUUGCACCGUCUACACCAGGCACUCCUCGCGAGAAAUAUUCUCUAA